CAUCAUUAUAAUAGUAAUAAUAAUAAUAUAAUAAUAAUUCUAUUAAAUGCUAUCAGAGAGAUUAGAUGGGUCGUUUGAAUCGGUCUGAAUCUCAUCAGUUGGCCCCAUUUGGAGAUCCAACAGCUCUGUCGUAGUUAAUGAAUCGGGUCGGGCCCCCCACUCUCAGCCCACUCCCUUUUCCCUUUCCUCCUUAUUCGGCCAACUCUUCACAUUCCUUAAUAUCAGCCACUUCUUCUCUCUGUCUUUCACACAUACACACACAGUUCAUAGAUAAAGAGAUCAUUCAAGUGUUUCUUACCAAAAUAGAUAGAGAAGGGGGAGAUUAGGCAAAUCCCUCUUUUUUUUUUCUUUUUUUUUUUCCUUCUGAAUUUUCACCAGACAUUUGUCAUCAUCAUCCUUGGAAAAAAUAGUUUUUGCCCACCUCGUAUCAUUUCUUGUUUUUGUCCAAGAAACGUUUUUUCUCACUCGUACGUAUCAGAGAAAUGGAGGGAUAACUUGUUUGUGUUAUUAUAAGAUAAAUAUAAUAAGGAGGUGUUGUAUGUCAACACGCAGCUACGAAACACUUGUAAAUGUAUAAAUUUAUGUAGAAACUGACAAAACCGUGAGGAUCCUCUUUGUAUUUUAGCGUAUUUUUAGAGAGUUUGUACAGACAAAAACAAGUUGUUAAAAGUGGUUAGAAAAUUCAAAAAAAGGGGGCUUUCCGUAUUUAAUUUAAGGUGCAGAUUUCAGAGACAUAAAGGAGAAAGCCAGCAGCUUGUGUAUGCAGAGGAAAUAGCAGAGAAGAGAAAUGGCGAGAAUUGGAGGGAAAUGGGGUGUUGUUUUAAGGCCUGUUUUGACUGUUGUAUGGAGUUUUCUGUUAGCUGCGAUCUUUGUUUCAGCUGAAAGAAGCUUGAGAGACGAAAUUCCAGCUUCAGCCUAUAACGCCACAGGGCAUACGGAUUUAAGCAGAUUUUCUAUGUUGUUGAACUUUUUGUGGAAGGUGGAUGAAUCAGGGUACAAGCAUGUUUGGCCUGACAUGAAAUUUGGAUGGCAAAUUAUUGUUGGUAGCAUCAUUGGAUUCUUUGGAGCUGCAUUUGGCAGCGUAGGUGGUGUUGGUGGUGGCGGCAUAUUUGUUCCUAUGCUUUCGUUGAUUAUAGGAUUUGAUCCAAAAUCAUCAACAGCUAUUUCAAAAUGUAAGGAAAAUGGGAACUUUAGUUAAUAUUGACUUCAAGUUUGAAUCAUAUGAAACACAAUUCAUUUCAGAACAUCGCCACAUAAUUUAUCUUAGUAGAAGUUGGAAAGACAUAACAGACCCUAUAUUACCACCAUUCAAGAGCGUGUCAUUUCAUGUAUGAACCCAGUUGAAAGUUAUGAUAUCUUUUGUUGUUAACUUUUGUGUCAUUUGCACCUUCAGGUAUGAUAAUGGGAGCUUCAGUUUCGACUGUUUAUUAUAACCUGAAGUUAAGACAUCCAACACUUGAUAUGCCCGUUAUCGAUUAUGAUUUAGCAGUUCUUAUUCAACCAAUGCUCAUGAUGGGCAUAAGCAUCGGAGUUGCUUUUAAUGUUGUUUUUGCUGACUGGAUGGUUACAGUCCUUCUAAUCAUCCUCUUCCUGGGCACAUCAACGAAGGCAUUUCUCAGGGGUGUUGAAACUUGGAAAAAGGAGACCAUAAUGAAAAAGGAAGCUGCAAAGCGUCUGGAAGCAAAUAGUAAUGGUCAGGGAGAAGCAGAAUACAAGCUUCUUCCUAGUGGCCCUGGGAAUGAUACACAGAAGGAGCCUGUCGAACCAGAGGUCUCCAUCAUUGAGAAUGUUUCCUGGAACGAAUUUGGACUCCUAUCUUUCGUGUGGAUAGCUUUCCUUGUUCUGCAAAUUGUCAAGAACCAUACAACUACGUGUUCAGCGAUAUAUUGGGUGGUCAAUUUGCUUCAGAUACCAGUUUCUUUGGGAGUAUCAUCAUAUGAAGCAAUCAACCUGUACAAGGGAACAAGAACUAUUGCAUCAAAAGGAGAUGCUGGCACCAACUUAAAAGCUCACCAACUGGUUACUUAUUGCUUCUUUGGUGUAUUGGCUGGUGUAGUUGGAGGACUGCUUGGUCUUGGCGGAGGCUUUAUAAUGGGUCCACUCUUUUUGGAGUUGGGAGUACCUCCUCAGGUCUCAAGUGCAACCGCCACCUUUGCAAUGAUGUUCUCCUCAUCAAUGUCAGUUGUCGAAUACUAUCUGCUAAAACGUUUUCCUGUUCCUUAUGCACUUUACUUCAUCGCUGUCGCCACUGUUGCUGCUUUUAUCGGACAACAUGUUGUGCGAAGGUUCAUCCUUCUAUUGGGUAGAGCGUCACUGAUUAUCUUUAUACUGGCCUUCACCAUCUUUGUCAGUGCAAUCUCUCUAGGUGGAGUGGGCAUUUCAAACAUGAUUGGGAAGAUCGAGCGCCAUGAAUACAUGGGAUUUGAGAACCUUUGUAGGUACAAAGGUUAAGAAUGGUGCCUCCUCCAGUUACAAGAAUAGCCUCAAAAUUGUAUUCUUUCUCAACUUACAGUUUACAGGAUACGUGAAAAUUAAUGUCUGGAUGUUAAUGAAAGACUUUUCUGCAACUGUUGCCAACCACUUGAAAUACAUGUUGCUCCCUCCGGUCCUUAUAUGGCAUUUUGACUUUUUCUAAAUCUUUCUUAGUACACAUUUUUAAUUGACAAAAAAAAUUUAAAAAUAUAUUUUUACAUUGGUUGUGUUCUCUUGAUUGUUAUGAUAUAUUUUAAAGGUUUUUUCGUCAAUUAAAAAUAUGUAUUAGGUUAAAUAUAAGACAAAUCAAAAUGUCUUAUAUUAAGGAUCGGAGGAGUAUUAAAUGAGAAUUAUAAAACC
Oldenlandia corymbosa var. corymbosa is the source of this 2832-nucleotide messenger RNA. The record is from the annotation of a GenBank genome assembly. NCBI's taxonomy places the organism in Eukaryota, Viridiplantae, Streptophyta, Magnoliopsida, Gentianales, Rubiaceae.